CCUCUUUCGUCAUCAUCGUGAGACUUUCGAUGUACAGGUGGGACUGUCCAGUAACGUUUGGAGGGUGAUGUCCCUUUAAGUUAUUUACGAAUGUUACUUUGUUCGUUUUAGUGUUGUUUCACUGAGACGUCUUUUUAUAUAAUGAUAUUGUGGACUUUGCAUCUCGUCUAACUUAAGAAAUCAACGUGCUGCAACAUAAUUAAGAAAAGCGUGGCUCCAAGGUGGUUCAUGUUGGGGAAAACAGCUUUCCCUUUGUUGUACGAUUUAUUUUUUUUUGCUUAAAUCACUAAAUUACUGUAUAGGUUGUCUGCUACAUAACAGAGUGUGUAAUAUGUAUCUGUCCUGGAUUGACUGUUAACCUUUGUUAUUGUAGUUCCUGUCAGCAUGUCUGUGCUAAGGUGGAGAAAAGCAGUAGUGCAGCUGUUUCACUCACCCCUCAGCCUUUGGAGGCCAGAAGUGUUUCCACAACGCUAUGCGUCUAAUAACCUGGGCAGCUUCCUGUGGAGAACAAGUAUCACUGGGCAGCUCCGUCAGAGCUCUACAGACACUGGUGGGGUGGGGAGUGUAGUAGAAGAGGGUCCGUCUGGCAGACAGCGGCAAGACCCGCGAGCACGUAACACUGUGAGCAGCAUUGGGCGGAAAAUUCAUCAUCGCCACCUGCAGGUGAUAGGGGCCUCUGGAGAAAACCUCGGCACCAUGCACAGGGCAGAUGUAGUACGGCUCAUGGACCAGCAGGGCCUCAAGCUUGUGCUUCUGGACCAGAACCAGCAGCCACCAGUGUACAGAUUGAUGACUGGGAAGCAGAUUCAUCAGGAACAACUAAUGCUGCGGGAGAAGCAGAAAAACAGGACAGGCCCUGUGGUCAUGAAGGAGCUGGUCUUCUCCACAGACAUCAGCCACCAUGACCUGGACACCAAACUGAAGCAGGUUCAGGGUUGGUUGGAGAAGAAGCACCAUGUGCGCCUCACUGUUCGGAGAGGGAACAGCAAGUCCACAGAGCCUCUGGAGCUGGAGCUGGAGCUGGAGCAGAUGGUGCAGGGCCUGGUGAGUGGAUUUGGUUUUGUGUCUCGGCCUCAGCUCAUCCGGGAUGGUAAGGCAGCUAUGUGCAUCCUGCGACCCCCAUCCAAAAAGGAGCUGCAACAGUCCAAGACCCCAUUGGAGAGAGACCCGUCUGGUCCUGCAGCCUCUGAUCAGUCCACACCUGUGGUGAAGUCAUCUCCAGAGUAGUGAUCUUUCUGCAAUAAAGUGUGCAAAACAGACAGUUUAUGUGUGGAUCUAUGCUGGAUGGGAAGCUGUCACAGCAGAGACAUGAGUGGCCAGUCUUCUUCUGGAGCUCGAUCGGCUGGAUUCUGAGCCUGUGCCGUGGCAGAGAGGUGAAUGCGGUGCAUCAUACAUCAGCCCCAGGACCCGUCUUUUCUGUGUCCUGUACCAUGGCUGUACAGCUCGUGUGGACCAACCCCCAUACCUGCUGUCUGAAUUGUUAAUGAAUUCCAUCUACCUAUUGAUGUUCUAAGUUAGAACUGAAGGUUAACAUUUAAGAAUGUUGUUUUUUGGAAAAGGUUUUAAGUCUAGGUUGCGGUAUUAAUAAAGUAGACCAUCCAGUCCCCAGAAUAAUGCGCUUUAUUAAUAGAAAACAGUUUUAUCUAUAAAGAAAAAGUUCAGUAAUUUAGUCCUUUUUAAUAUUAAAACUAUGAAGAUAAAAGAUUUAUCUAUAAAUAAAUCAUUGAAUAAACCUGCAUGUCAAUUUUUCUUCAGGAUGUUGUAUUUCUGUAACUGACACUUUAUUCUCAAGCACAUUGGGGUGCAGGAGGUAAUACACAAAAAACAUUGGAAAUGUAAUAAAAUUGACAGUGAAACAAUUACAUGAAAAAGUGAAUAUGUUUAAGCACUUGGUUGUGACAUGCAGACAACUAAGCUUAGGAGGAUCGAUAAAAAUCCUGAGAGCAGGCAGCAUGUUGGUAAAGGGUACACUGAUCAUCUGGAGGAUUUUAUUAUUUUUGACUUGAUUUAUUGGGCAAAGUCAUUGUGAGAGGGACCUCCUCACAUAUGAGUGUCCAAUAACUAUGUGGUCUCUCCGGAAGAAUGUCCAGUCUUCAAUAUAUGUUGGAUCCAUUAGACUAAUGAAUUCUGACAUGAGUUCGUGUGAUACUAGGGUGGUUAGGUGCCUCCUUACUACAGUGCUACAUAAUAUUCCACAAAGCAGGAUUUUUCCAUUAGCCAGACAACUUAAGCCAAAUUUUAGAAUUCUAUUAGGAAUGUCCCUGUUGGAAGGAUUUCACGUUUGGCUUAAGUUAUCCAGCUAACUGGGAAAUUCUGCUUUGUGGAAUACCCCCCAAGACUCUACCACUAUGGAACCACAGAAAAAACGAUUCUAUUUCCCAAGCUCCCUCAUCUAUGUUGGAAUGUAUACCAUUGUGCAGUAGAUUGUGUUGGUCUUUAUGCAGGUGUUUGUGUGUGCAUAUUUUAGAGAAUGAAGUCCGUGAAUGUGUAUGUGACUGUUAGUGUGUGCGUGUAAUACAGUGAUUGUUUUUCCUUCAGGCUCUGUCAGUACAUUGGCUCAGAGCCAGAUGGCUAUACGCUCUACUGUUGUUAUGCAGAUGGCUUCAGCUCUAAUAAAGCCUUUAUUAAUCCUC
Paramormyrops kingsleyae is the source of this 2633-nucleotide messenger RNA. It is a transcript of the gene mtif3, whose product is annotated as mitochondrial translational initiation factor 3. The record is from RefSeq and is a predicted model, not a curated record. NCBI's taxonomy places the organism in Eukaryota, Metazoa, Chordata, Actinopteri, Osteoglossiformes, Mormyridae. Gene Ontology annotation, cellular component: mitochondrion. Gene Ontology annotation, biological process: mitochondrial translational initiation; ribosome disassembly. Gene Ontology annotation, molecular function: translation initiation factor activity; ribosome binding.